Molecule: messenger RNA, 2098 nt
Organism: Chenopodium quinoa (quinoa)
Lineage: Eukaryota; Viridiplantae; Streptophyta; Magnoliopsida; Caryophyllales; Amaranthaceae
Product: serine/threonine-protein phosphatase PP2A-2 catalytic subunit
Exons: 6
Coding region: 382-1302 (306 amino acids)
Biological process (GO): mitotic cell cycle; peptidyl-serine dephosphorylation
Cellular component (GO): cytoplasm
Molecular function (GO): protein serine/threonine phosphatase activity
Source: RefSeq, a predicted model, not a curated record
UCAUUUCAACCCCCUCUUUCUUCCGUAUAAAUUCAUUUUCCCUUAUCUUUUCCCAAAUUUUGCUCUUUUAGAGAGAGAAAGUAGAGAGAGAAACUGAGAUUCAUACGAGAGGUUAGAAAUUAUUCAAAAUUAAUUUCCAGAAUUUUUUAAUUUUUUCUUUCUUCUUCAAUGGAGUUCAAUCAAUGGCGUGAUUCCUUUCUCUUUGUCUUAUGAUCUCCAUAGUUUUCGAUCUAUUUCCCAAUUUUUGCUUUGGAAUUUGAAACCCUAACCCUAAUUUUUCACCGAAUUCGAUGCAAAUGUUGAUUUGAAUUCUUCAAAAAGGGGAGAAAACUACAGAUUUGAUCGGAUUAUUGAAUCUGUCGAAAUUUUUGAAUCGGAAAAAUGCCGUCGCACGCGGAUCUAGAUCGGCAGAUCGAGCAGCUGAUGGAAUGUAAGCCUUUGUCGGAAGGAGAAGUGAAGACGCUUUGCGAUCAAGCGAGGGCGAUUUUGGUGGAGGAAUGGAAUGUUCAACCGGUCAAGUGCCCGGUCACCGUUUGCGGUGACAUCCAUGGCCAGUUUUACGAUCUUAUCGAGCUCUUUCGUAUCGGCGGAAACGCUCCUGAUACUAAUUAUCUCUUCAUGGGAGAUUAUGUAGAUCGUGGAUACUAUUCAGUAGAGACUGUCACUCUCCUGGUGGCUCUGAAGGUUCGUUACAGAGACAGAAUUACAAUUCUUAGAGGAAAUCAUGAAAGUCGGCAAAUAACUCAAGUGUAUGGUUUUUAUGAUGAAUGUUUAAGGAAAUAUGGAAAUGCAAAUGUCUGGAAGCACUUCACUGAUCUUUUUGAUUAUCUACCUCUGACAGCUCUUAUUGAGAGUCAGGUUUUCUGUUUGCAUGGAGGUCUUUCACCAUCUUUGGACACAUUGGACAACAUCCGAGCCUUGGAUCGUAUACAAGAGGUCCCUCAUGAAGGACCUAUGUGUGAUCUGUUGUGGUCUGACCCUGAUGAUCGGUGUGGUUGGGGGAUAUCUCCUCGUGGAGCUGGCUAUACUUUCGGGCAGGAUAUUGCCGCUCAUUUCAACCAUACCAAUGGACUUACUCUUAUCUCCAGAGCCCAUCAGCUUGUGAUGGAAGGUUUUAAUUGGUGCCAGGAUAAAAAUGUAGUGACAGUUUUUAGUGCUCCAAAUUACUGUUACCGAUGUGGAAAUAUGGCAGCUAUACUUGAGAUUGGGGAGAAUAUGGAACAGAACUUCCUUCAAUUUGACCCUGCACCUCGACAAAUUGAGCCCGACACCACUCGCAAGACCCCUGACUAUUUUUUGUGAUUUCAAUAGCUCAACUGGCUGUUUGUAAAACUCUUUAUCCUCGUGUUGCUGUAGAUUUAUUUAAAAGAGGAUUUUGGUUGUUUGAGGAUCAGUGUCAGCAUCAUUCUUUGCUUUGGAGUGGUCUUUUGCUACUGCUGUCAUUGCUCAAGAUAUCCACAGUAUUGAUGAAGAUUCCAGUAGUUUAUUUGUAUAUUUUUCAGCGGGGAAGCAAGUAGCAGCAGUGACGAUGGCAAUAUAUUAUUGUAAUUUUACAAAUUCAAGUUAAAAGCAGGGUUUUGAAUGUGGUCACUUGGUCCCAUUUUUGCCAACUUCUCGAGGGCGGAUGGAAUGUGCGGUGGAUGAUAAUAAGCAGUAGGGCUUGGGUCUCAGGUGGCGUAGCUAUUCAAAUCUCCCAGAAUUUGAACUUGAAGAUCGCGCUGCUCAUGUUAGUCUGCAGCAGUUUUAUUUUUGAAUGUUUUGAUUAUUCAAGUAUACCUCAUAACUCGUUUCAAUUUCAUUAUGAAGCAUAUUUUUAAGUAUCUGCUGUUGUGAAUUCAUGUUCAAUUUGUAUUGGACUUCGUAAAGUUUAGUUUAGCUUGUUUAGGUUUGCAUUUAUGUAAUUUUGUUGUUCAAACAUGAGCAUUCUAAGGAUGAUACGGGGAUAUUGCAGAAGCAAACAAUAUAGGAAUCAGAAUUUUUGAGUCACGGUUCAGCACUGUAAUUCAUUCUGUGUCCUGAACCUGCCUACACUGUACCAUUGUACUGAAUAGUUUAGGGCUCGAUGAUUUUACUAAAAUACUCGUUUGUGGUUGAGUAA